GAACCGUCCCCCCCUUCCUCAGCCCCAUCCUGCUGGCCCUAGGCCCUGCACCCCGUGCUCUGCACCAGCAGUCGCCUGAUCGCGUAGCCACCCUCACGGGCAUUUCCUUCCCCUCAGACCUGAUGACAGAGAUGAUGGACCUCACAAGUGACCUUGUGGGCACAGGAAUCCCCUUCUUGGACUACAAGUCCUAUGCAGAGCGCAUCUUCUUCCCGGGCCACCGUGAGUCGCCGCUGCAAAGGGACCUGGACAUCCCCGAGUGCCGGCGGCAAACUGUGGAGCAGGGCUUGGUCCAGCUCUCCAACCUGCUCAACAGCAAGCUCUUCCUCACCAAGUUCAUCCACACCCUGGAAAUCCAGCGCACCUUCUCUCCGAGAGACCGGGCCUACGUGGCAUCCUUGCUGACUGUGUCGCUGCAUGGGAAGCUGGAGUACUUCACGGACAUCCUCAAAACGCUCCUGAAUGACCUCGUGGAGCAGUAUGUGGCCAAGAACCCCAAGCUGAUGCUGCGGAGGACGGAAACAGUGGUGGAGAAGCUGUUGACCAACUGGAUGUCCAUCUGCCUGUACGCGUUCGUGAGGGACUCUGUUGGGGAGCCCCUUUACAUGCUGUUUCGGGGAAUCAAGCACCAGGUGGACAAAGGGCCGGUCGACUGGGUGACAGGGAAAGCCAAAUACACCCUGAAUGACAACCGCCUCCUGAGAGAGGACCUGGAGUACCGGACUCUGACCUUAAAUGCUUUGACACAAGCUGGGGGUGCUGCAGGAGGGGCAGAGGACUCCCAAGGGAUUUCGGCGAAAGUGCUGGACUGUGACACCAUAACACAGGUGAAGGAGAAGAUCCUAGAUCAGAUCUAUAAAGGGACGCCGUACUGUCACCGGCCAGACCCCGACACCCUGGACCUGGAGUGGAGAUCGGGGCUGGCAGGUCACCUCAUACUGUCCGACGAGGACGUGACGUCUGUUGUUCAAGGAACUUGGAAACGCCUCAACACUCUUCAGCAUUACAAGGUGCCUGACGGAGCAACAGUAGCCCUGGUCCCACGCCUGACCAAGCACAUCCACCGGGAGAAUCAGGAUUACAUCCCGGGAGAGAGUGAGUGUGAUGCCCGGGCUGACAACCGCUGUUACGGCACGUGCCCGUCAGUGGGACAAGUCUCCCGCCACGGCCCCGGGUUGAUGCCGCCGUAG
Molecule: messenger RNA, 1190 nt
Organism: Eurypyga helias (sunbittern)
Lineage: Eukaryota; Metazoa; Chordata; Aves; Eurypygiformes; Eurypygidae
Product: plexin-B1-like
Exons: 7
Biological process (GO): semaphorin-plexin signaling pathway involved in axon guidance; negative regulation of cell adhesion; regulation of cell migration
Cellular component (GO): semaphorin receptor complex
Molecular function (GO): semaphorin receptor activity
Source: RefSeq, a predicted model, not a curated record